Thecamonas trahens ATCC 50062 is the source of this 838-nucleotide messenger RNA. RefSeq names its product aquaporin. Gene Ontology annotation, cellular component: plasma membrane. Gene Ontology annotation, molecular function: water channel activity. Gene Ontology annotation, biological process: transmembrane transport. The coding region runs from base 29 to 838 and encodes 269 amino acids. NCBI's taxonomy places the organism in Eukaryota, Apusomonadida, Apusomonadidae. The transcript is spliced from 2 exons. The record is from RefSeq and is a predicted model, not a curated record.
CAUCCUUCUCUCGAACGAACGAACAAACAUGUCGAUCGACUGCAACUGCGACACCUCCGAGGCCCGCAAGUGGUGGAGGGAGCUGUCCCUCGAGUUCAUUGGGACCUCGCUCUACGUCGGCGUGGUGGCUACAGCCGCCACCGCUGGAUCGGGCUCUGCGUCUGUGGCGGGACUUGCGCUCAUCGGUCUGCUGUACAUGGUGCAGGAGGCAUCGUCGGAUGGCUUUGGGCACUUUAACCCUGCGGUGACGACAGCGUUUGCGCUCGCCGGCGAGAGCUCGCUGGUGCUUGCGAUUAUGCUGGUUGUGGUGCAGUUUGUGGGCGGCAUUGCCGGCGGUCUGCUGGCGUGGAUGUUUGUGUCCGAGUCUGGCCGCGACGUGCUCAACCUCGGUGUCUCGGGCGUGCCCGACUCAUACCGCGGCGGCAACAACUACACGCUGUUCAACGGGAUCAUGCUUGAGUUCUUCCUCUCGGGCGCGCUGGCGACGGCGUUCUACGUCCUCUACUCGAAGAAGAAGCAGCAGACGUUCAAGUCGACGGCGCCGCUCGCGCUCGGCCUCUUUGUGCAGUCGCUUGUCACGGUUGCCGCGCCGCUGACCACGUCGAUCUUCAACCCGGCGUACUCGCUCGGCACGUCGAUCAUCUCGGGCGAGUUUGACGACUUCUGGGUCUUCCUUGUCCUGCCGUUUGCCGGUGCCGCCCUCUUUGUUCUCGGCUACAAGUGGACCUUUAUCGACGAGGACUGCUUCUGCUGCGCCGGCGGCGCCCGCCACUCGUACUCGGACGCCAUCGACGACGAGUACACCUACGACCAGGCCUCGGCCUCGGCCUCGUACUAA